GUGCUUCCUGAUUCUGGUUGGGCAGGUGUUUUUCUUUUUUCUUUUUCAACAGUGAGCAGAUUCAAGUGACCGCACAGGAUGACACAAUUAGGUGCUAUCGCCUCUGUGGUCUUGGCGAUCGGGGCAGCUGCCCUCUUCUCUGCUGUCCACAAGAUUGAGGAGGGACACAUUGGGGUCUAUUACAGGGGCGGUGCUCUCCUGACAACCACUAGUGGCCCAGGGUUCCACCUCAUGCUGCCCUUCAUUACUUCCUACAAGUCUGUGCAGACCACCCUGCAGACAGAUGAAGUCAAGAAUGUGCCUUGUGGUACAAGUGGAGGUGUAAUGAUCUACUUUGACCGUAUAGAAGUAGUCAACUUCCUGGUGCCGUCAGCUGUGUAUGACAUUGUGAGGAACUUUACAGCCGACUAUGACAAGGCCCUGAUUUUCAACAAGGUCCACCAUGAGCUCAACCAGUUCUGCAGCGUGCACACGUUGCAGGAGGUCUACAUCGGCCUGUUCGAUCAGAUUGAUGAGAACUUGAAGCUGACCUUGCAGCAAGACCUGACCAGUAUGGCACCCGGACUUAUCAUACAAGCCGUGCGUGUCACAAAGCCCAACAUUCCCGAGAGCAUACGCAGGAACUACGAGCUCAUGGAGAGUGAGAAGACAAAGCUGCUAAUUGCUGCACAGACUCAGAAAGUGGUGGAGAAGGAGGCGGAGACUGAGAGGAAAAGAGCCGUGAUUGAGGCAGAGAAACUAGCCCAGGUGGCAGAAAUCAAGUUUGGACAGAAGGUUAUGGAGAAGGAAACAGAGAAAAGGAUAUCAGAAAUUGAAGACGACGCUUUCAUGGCGAGAGAAAAGGCGAAGGCAGAUGCCGACUUCUACACCGCCCAUAGAAUGGCAGAGGCCAAUAAGCUGAAGCUGACACCUGAAUACCUGCAGCUGAUGAAAUUCAAGGCCAUAGCUGCCAACAGUAAGAUUUACUUUGGGAAUGAGAUCCCGCAAAUGUUUGUUGACUCUGGCCCUGGGGGACCUGCUGUGGCUGCCUCCCCUGCAAUGGACAUGGUUGCAGAGGGGAGAAUAGACAUAGACUGAAGCGUAGGAGUCUUCAGGGCUGGAUUAGUAAGAAGCAUGGUGACUGGUGUUAAUGAUGCAGAGGAUCAACAGAAUGCACUGCUAAGAGCAGUGCACCCAAUAGAAGAGUAAUGGAAUGUAACAGUUAAGUAUGUUUUCAUUUAAACACACAGUUCAUCCCUUCUCCCCAUUUGUUUGUGGUUGUACCUACACCAGGAAGCAUAUAAACUGCAAACCUGUGCUUUAUUUUCCAAUGUGACCGUUUUCUGUUUUGGUUAGUGUACAGUGUAAUUUUGGAUGGUUUUCCACCAGAUCAUCACCUGCUGCAGAGCCGACUAAGUGAAAUGGGGGCAAAACGCUAUGACUAUGACUUGCAGCGGGAGAGCUUUGAAACUGUCAGCCGACACAGGCUGUUUUUGCGUCAGUUUUCAAAACUAUUUGAUAAGCUGCUUAAUUAUGAGAAACAGCUUUUCUUCCCGCACACUGUGAGCAAGUGUUCAUUCAAGAUGUACAAAAAAUUAACUGUCCGGGUUCCCGUAUUUCAGGUAUUGUCUGUCUGCUCUCAACAAAGGAUUCUGCAGCCUUGUAGCUGUAGCAUUGAGUGGAACUUGAUUAGGACCAGCAAUUUGUUCCUUCCGCUUUGAGUUUUGAUGGGGGCUCCUUUCUCUAAACAGAAUAGCAGUGGUUAUAAUCCAGUUUGUUCACAAGAGGGCAAUGUAUAAUUUGUUAGUGGAAAAAAAUUAUUACCUCUCACAGGAGCACCAAAGUACACUUGCCUCUCUGGUGUUUUAGGUUGGGCUUUUUGGUUUUUCACUAAGCACGUCUUAAAACCAUAUGCAAAGUGCUUUAUAGAUUAACACAACAUCCUAUUCCCUCUCUAAUUACGAUCGGAGGUGCUAAUCCCAGUCUGUGGUGCUGUACCCUUUUCUGCUUGUUCAUUCCAUGAAUUUUAUUGAUGGUAGAAAUGCAAUUAUUUAAUUAGACAGCCCCUUUCACUCCUGCGAUUUUUAAAGGUCAAAUACGCGUUCAGGUUUUGAGUGCUGGACUGUAGAGGCCAGACCAAAAGUUUUAGGAAAUCUCAUUUGUUUUACAUAGUUCGACCGUAGUUUAACUGGCAAAAUACCAGAGAUUCUCUGUAGAAGAGUUGUUGCACAGUAAGAAAGGAAAUGACAGGGCUUCUUUAAAUAACUGAGAAACUUGGAUGGAGGAUCACUGAGUGGUUUUCAAAGAAUGAGAACUUGUGUGCACAAUGGAGCUCAUUGCAGGAUUUUCUGUGGAAUAUCACAUUGUGAGCAGAUUACACACUGAAUUGUGCAAUCAUAUGCUGUGAUUCAAUAUUUUGAGUUCCCAGGAUCCCAUUAUCUUUAUGUUGGGAAAAAACAUGUUAGUCAGGGUUUUAGUAAGUGAUACAGCAUCAGGCACAGGGCAAAAGACCAGUCUGUCCUAUGUAAAAUUGUCAUUUAGUAGGUGUCUCUAUGUUACUGAUGUGCUCAUUAACUUGAUUAACCAGAGUUUGUCCAUUUCAUGUUUUAAAGGGGAGAGGGGACCUUUAAUGGGACCAGAAAUACCUUAUGGAAUUUCCCUGUUCCAAAGUAAAGCAGCAUUUAAAAAAAA
Megalops cyprinoides (Indo-Pacific tarpon) is the source of this 2670-nucleotide messenger RNA. RefSeq names its product ER lipid raft associated 2 (gene erlin2). The coding region runs from base 79 to 1077 and encodes 332 amino acids. The record is from RefSeq and is a predicted model, not a curated record. Gene Ontology annotation, molecular function: ubiquitin protein ligase binding; cholesterol binding. NCBI's taxonomy places the organism in Eukaryota, Metazoa, Chordata, Actinopteri, Elopiformes, Megalopidae. The transcript is spliced from 12 exons. Gene Ontology annotation, cellular component: endoplasmic reticulum membrane; endoplasmic reticulum. Gene Ontology annotation, biological process: SREBP signaling pathway.